Phlebotomus argentipes is the source of this 818-nucleotide messenger RNA. RefSeq names its product ATP synthase subunit O, mitochondrial (gene ATPsynO). The record is from RefSeq and is a predicted model, not a curated record. NCBI's taxonomy places the organism in Eukaryota, Metazoa, Arthropoda, Insecta, Diptera, Psychodidae. Gene Ontology annotation, molecular function: proton-transporting ATP synthase activity, rotational mechanism. Gene Ontology annotation, biological process: proton motive force-driven mitochondrial ATP synthesis. The transcript is spliced from 2 exons. Bases 81 to 713 code for a protein of 210 amino acids.
CGGCGAACGACUCACAGCAUAGUGACAGCAUUGCCGAUUGACGUUCUGUGGGUUUAUUGGAAAAUUGUGUGAUUGGAAAAAUGGCUGCAGCGACGAAACUCAGCAUGAUUGCUCGCAGCCUGAGCACAUCGGCCCCGGUGGCGCAGAUGGUGAAGCCUCCAGUGCAGCUGUUUGGGGUGGAAGGCAGAUAUGCCACUGCCUUGUACUCGGCGGCCACGAAGCUGAAGCAGUUGGAGGCCGUGGAGAAGGAUCUCGUGCAGAUCCAGGCGGCUGUCCGGGGGAAUCCAACCGUCAAGGAGAGCCUGUCCAGUCCCAUCGCCCAGAAGCGUGACUUGGCCGCGGCUCUCAAGGAGACCGCAAGGCAGGCCAAACUUGCCGAUGCCACGUCCAAUUUGCUGGAGUUGAUGGCUGAGAAUGGGCGCCUGAAGCGUCUGGACGGCGUGAUCAACGCCUUCAAGACCAUCAUGGCUGCCCACCGAGGUGAGGUGGUAUGCGAGGUGACCACGGCGAAGCCCAUGGACGACGCCCAGCGGAAGCAACUCGAGACCGCCCUGAAGGCUUUCCUGAAGCCCAACGAGACGAUUCUGUUGACCUCCAAAGUGGACCCCACGAUCCUGGGCGGCCUCGUUGUGUCCAUCGGCGACAAGUACGUGGACAUGAGCAUCUCCACGAAGGUGAAGAAGUACACAGACCUCAUCAGUCUGCCCUGCUAAGCGGUCUCUGUGCGCACUCAGUAGUUUCGUCUCCCAGAAGACCUUGUGAGGUGUACAUGAAAAUUUAUUGGUAAUAAAUGUAAUAAUAUUGAAAAAGAAGGAAAA